Molecule: messenger RNA, 5054 nt
Organism: Salvelinus fontinalis (brook trout)
Lineage: Eukaryota; Metazoa; Chordata; Actinopteri; Salmoniformes; Salmonidae
Product: NLR family CARD domain-containing protein 3-like
Exons: 8
Coding region: 1584-4685 (1033 amino acids)
Molecular function (GO): protein binding
Source: RefSeq, a predicted model, not a curated record
GUCCAGACACAGCACUCAGGACUCAAAUGUCCGAAAUGUUGUUUGUGAAGAUUGAGCUGAUUUGUUUGUUUCUAUACAUUCCUCAGUUCCUGUUUUCUUGUUAUUCAGCAUUUUUCCAUCUUGUCUCAACCUUGUGGUUUGCACCGUCGACACCCUAGAUUAACAACAGCUUUUCUGCAGUCACACUAUGUUUUGUGAUUAACAUGUCCUACUUCUAUAAGGCAUAUAUUUAUGUUAAAAGAGAACAAAACCAUCCCUCACACUCUCUAUCCUUGUUUCAUUUUGUGGUUCACCGGAUUCGUCAUUUUCAUCGAGACGAGGUACAGAACGACCAGCUAGCUAGUCAGUACAGCUAGGUAAGCUAGCUAUCUACUAUACCAGCAGCAUCCUAGUUAACUUAGCUAACAAUACAUCAUUCUCUCGUUGACGGAUGCUGGCUACAUCUGUCCGGUUCUCCUCUCUUCACUAGAUGGACGGUAACUUUAGUGUUUAACCCCUCUGUGUCCAAGGACCGAUCUUUUGAAUAUUAUUUUCAGGGCGCCUCAAUAGCAGGUAUUGAACACCGGGUAAAUAAUCACUAGUCAGAGCCUCAACCUUAGUAAACAUUCAUUAUAAAACAUCUUAAUAUCUGAUAUUGCGAGUAAACAACCUCGGAAUAGAAAAGACAAGAGUGGUCUUCCAGCCCUCCAAUAAAUUACAUAAUUCAACCCUCCCGGUUAGUAAAUUUACCUCAUCAUGCCCCCGGAGAAGGCAGAGUAACGACACCAGCCUUUUAGCGAGGCUGACUACAAUGCUAAAUUAAUUUCGUUAUUAAAAAUGACACACUGCUCGCAAGCAGCAACGAGCAUCUAGAAGUCAGUUCUUUGUGAUGCAGUUCGCGCUGCAUCUCCUCAUUGGUUUAUAGAUGCAGGUACCCACGUGCCAUCUCCUCAUUGGUUUAUAGCAGCAGGUACCCAUGUGCCAUCUCCUCAUUGGUUUAUAGAAGCAGUUACCUACGUGCCAUCUUCUCAUUGGUUUAUAGAAGUAGGUACCCACGUGCCAUCUCCUCAUUGUUUUAUAGAAGCAGGUACCCACAUGCCAUCUCCUCAUUGGCUUAUAGAAGCAGGUACCCACGUGCCAUCUCCUCAUUGGUUUAUAGAAGCAGGUACCCACGUGCCAUCUCCUCAUUGGUUUAUAGAAGCAGGUACCCACGUGCCAUCUCCUCAUUGGUUUAUAGAAGCAGGUACCCACGUGCCAUCUCCUCAUUGGUUUAUAGAAGCAGGUACCCACGUGCCAUCUCCUCAUUGGCUUAUAGAAGCAGGUACCCACGUGCCAUCUCCUCAUUGGUUUAUAGAAGCAGGUACCCACGUGCCAUCUCCUCAUUUAGCAAAAAACAUAACUUAACAUAAACAUAACUUCUUUAAACAAUAAAAGCUAAUUUACGAACAUUUCUGAAAAUGGAUAUAUAGCUUUUAGGAAUGAAACUCUUCUGAUGUUUCCACAUCUGAGCUCAGAGUAGAUGAGAGAUGUAAUGUUUGUCUCUGUUGUGUUGAAGCCCAAUCAAGCAGGAGAGACCAGCCUCCCCUGUACCCAGCUGUGUGUCCAUGAAGAGUGACCGGUCUAUGGAAUAUCCUAUAGAGUUUAGAGAGGGAGACUUUUCUACUGAACAAAGAAACCAACAGGAGAGAUCAGAGUCAGAGAUUCUCAGUGGUCAGUCUUCCCAGAGUCAUCAAACAGACCUGGCCUCCAUAUUCAGUUUGCUUGAAGAGAAAAUUAUGACAUUUGUGAAGAACGAGCUGAAGAUGUUCAAGAGGAUUCUUAGUCCAGAACUCCCAGAAGGCUUUGAGAGUCAGAAGCAGGAUAAGGAAGUGGUGGAUGCUGAAGAUGAGAAGCAGGAGAGCAGUGCCAGAGAGGGGGCUCUGAAGAUCACACUGCACAUCCUGAGGAAAAUGAACCAGAAGGAGCUUGCUGACACACUGGAGAAAUAUGAUCCUGCUGUGAUUUGCCAACGUGAACUCAAAUCUAAUCUAAAGAAGAAGUUUCAAUGUGUAUUUGAGGGGAUCGCUAAACAAGGAAACCCAACACUUCUCAAUAAGAUCUACACAGAGCUCUACAUCACAGAGGGUGGAACAGGAGAGGUCAAUAAUGAACAUGAGCUGAGACAGAUUGAGACAACAAUCAGGAAACAAGCAAGACCAGAGACUGCAAUCAAAUGUAACGACAUCUUCAAACCCUUAACUGGGCAAGACAAACGUAUCAGAACUGUGCUGACAAAGGGAGUCGCUGGCAUUGGAAAAACAGUCUCUGUGCAGAAGUUCAUUCUGGACUGGGCUGAAGGAAAAGCAAAUCAGGAUGUCCAAUUUGUAUUUUCAUUCCCUUUUCGGGAGCUGAAUUUGAUGAAAGGGGACAAACACACUUUCAUUGAGCUUCUCAAUCACUUCUCAAUGGAAACCAAACAAUCAGGAAUCUCCAUCUACAACAAGUACAAAGUUCUGUUCAUCUUUGAUGGUCUGGAUGAGUGCCGACUGCCCCUAGACUUCAAGAAUAACAAGAUCUGUUGUGACGUCACAGAGUCAACCUCCGUGGAUGUUCUGCUGACAAAUCUCAUCAGGGGAAAUCUGCUUCCCUCUGCUCUCCUCUGGAUAACUACCCGACCUGGAGCAGCCAAUACGAUCCCUUCAGUGUGUGUUGACCAGGUAACAGAGGUACGAGGAUUCAAUGACCCACAGAAGGAGGAGUACUUCAGGAAGAGAUUCAGUGAUGAGGACCUGGCCAGCAGAAUCAUCUCACACAUACAGACAUCAAGGAGCCUCCACAUCAUGUGCCACAUUCCAGUCUUCUGUUGGAUUUCUGCAAUAGUCCUUGAACACAUGCUGGAACAUAAGAGAGAAGAGAUGCCCAAGACUCUGACUGAGAUGUACACACACCUUGUGGUGUUUCAUACCAAACAGAAGAAUGAAAAGUAUCUUGGGAAAGAAGAGACAGGUCCACACUGGAAUAAAGAGAGCAUUCUGUCACUGGGAAAACUGGCUUUUCAACAGCUUGUGAAGGGCAAUCUGAUUUUCUAUGAAGAAGACCUGAAAGAGGCUGGCAUUGAUGUCAGUGAAGCCUCAGUGUACUCAGGAUUGUGCACACAGCUCUUUAAAGAGGAAUGUGUGCUGUACCAGGACAAGGUGUACUGCUUUGUUCAUCUGAGCAUUCAGGAGUUUCUGGCUGCUGUAUAUGUGUUCCUCACAUUCAUCAACAACAAUGAGAAUCUAAUUGACAAACUGCAAUCAACGUCCAGGAACUUUUCUGUGAGGAUCAAACAAAGGCGUAAAGUUACUUUCUACAAGAGUGCUGUGGAUAAAUCUUUACAAAGUGAGACGGGAAACCUGGACCUUUUCCUCCGCUUCCUACUGGGCCUCUCACUGGAGUCCAAUCAGAAGCACUUACAAGGUCUAAUGACAAAGACAAGAAGCAGCUCACAGAGCCAUGAAGAAACAGUCAGGUACAUCAAGGAGAAGAUCAGGGAGAAUCCCUCUCCAGAGAGGAGCAUCAAUCUGUUCCACUGUCUGAAUGAACUGAAUGACCAUUCUCUAGUGGAGGAGAUCCAAAGCUACCUGAGAUCAGGAAGUCUCUCAGAACCCAACCUGUCACCUGCACAGUGGUCAGCUCUGGUCUUUGUGUUGCUGACUUCAGAAAAGGAGCUGGAUGUGUUUGACCUGAAGAAAUACUCCAGAUCAGAGGAAGGUCUUCUGAGGCUGCUGCCAGUGGUCAAAGCCUCCAGAGCUGCUCUGCUGUCAGGCUGUGGAGUCACAGAGGAAGUCUGUGCUUCUCUGGUCUCAGCUCUGGAGUCAAACCCCUCACACCUGAGAGAGCUGGAUCUGAGUAACAAUGACCUGAAGGAUUCAGGAGUGAAGCUGCUCUCUGCUGGACUGGGGAAUCCCCACUGUAAACUGGAGACUCUGAGGUCAGAAUUCCUGUCAGGCUGUCUAGUCACAGAGGAAGGCUGUGCUUCUCUGGUCUCAGCUCUGAGGUCAAACCCCUCACACCUGAGAGAGCUGGACCUGAGCUACAAUCACCCAGGAGACUCAGGAGUCAGACUGCUCUCUGCUGGACUGGAGGAUCCACACUGCAGACUGGAGAAACUCAAUGUGGAACAUGGUGGAGAGAACAGAAUGAAACCUGGACUUAGAAAAUAUGUCUGUGAUCUCACACUGGACCUAAACACAGUAAACAGACGCCUCUCUCUGUCUGAGGAGAACAGAAAGGUGACAGGGAGGAGAGAGAAGCAGCCGUAUCCUGAUCACCCAGAGAGAUUUGAGGACUGGGAACAGGUGCUGUGUAGCGAGGAACUGAAUGGGCGCUGUUACUGGGAGGUAGAGUGGAGUGGGGGGGCUGGUAUAGGAGUGACAUAUAAAGGAAUCAGCAGGAUAGGAGUGGGUAGGGACUGUUGUCUUGGACGGAAUGACAAGUCCUGGAGUCUGUUCUGCUCUGAAUACCGUUACAUUGCCAGGCACAAUAAUAAUCCCACUACCAUAGACGUCCGCCCCUCCAGCUCCCAAAGAGUAGGAGUGUAUCUGGACUGGCCAGCCGGCACUCUGUCCUUCUAUAGAGCCUCCUCUGACACACUGACCCACCUGAUCACAUUCACCUCCACAUUCACUGAGCCCCUCUAUCCAGGGUUUUGGGUUUAUUAUGGCUCCUCAGUGUCCCUGAAAUAAUAACCUGACACACACACACACACACACUGGACAGACACAUACAGGACACACACACACACAGGACACACACACACACACACUGGACAACCAAACACACACACUGGACUAACACACACACACUGGAAAAACACACACUGGACACACAGGACACACACACAUAUGCGCAUCUUCCUAUAAUUGUGAGGACCUUGACCCAGGACCUCUUACAAUAACACUGUUAAAAUAUCAAUGUGAUCAUUUGUUGUCUUUUAUGUUGAAUAACAAAUUGUACAACUAUAUAUGGACAAAUGCUCCAUAGUUGUACAAGUAUACAAGGAUAUAUUGUACUUUUCAUAAUAAAACAUACUUGAAACAAGAACAGCAUGUUAA